GAAUCUCGGACCAUGAGGGACAGAUGGAGCCGUUUCCAGCUAUUGCUGUUCUGGCUAACAGUCUUGGCCGUCUGGGCCUUUGAAGUGGAGGCCAGGAAGCGCGUUAAGCUCGGAUUGCACAAGAAUCCCGAGCCCAUCGAGGAGAACAUAAAGAACGAACUGAAGACGCUGUCCAUCAAGCACAAGUUGAAGGCGGAUGAUACACAGGCCACCACGAAGCAGGACACAAAGUCACAAGGCACAGGAUCCCGAGUCGCCACACUGGAAAAUCGCUACAACACGGAGUACUACACAACGCUGGGAUUCGGCAAUCCGCCCCAGGCUAUGCAGGUGCUGAUCGACACGGGCUCGGCGAAUCUCUGGGUGCUUUCGUCCAAGUGUCCGGACUCGGUGGCACCCUGUGCCAAUCGCAUCAAGUACAACUCAAGUGCUUCGACUACCUACAGGGCUAUCAACUCCACAUUCAGCAUUGCAUAUGGCUCCAAUUCGGAGGAUGGACCCAUAGCACUCUCCGGCUUUCAGUCGCAGGACACGGUGAACUUCGGCGGAUACUCCAUUAAGAAUCAGAUCUUCGCCGAAAUCAACUAUGCACCAGAUACCGCCUUCCUGAAGUCCGAGUUCGUUGGGAUUGUGGGAUUGGGGUUCUCCAGCAUAGCCAUGGGCGGUAUCACGCCACCCUUCUACAACUUGGUGGCCGAAGGCCUAAUAAGCCGAGCUGUGUUCUCCAUCUACUUGAAUAGAAAUGGCACAGAUGCCACUCACGGCGGGGAGCUGAUCCUGGGAGGCACCGAUUCGGGUCUGUACAGUGGCUGCUUGACCUAUGUGCCCGUUUCCAGCGCAGGAUAUUGGCAAUUUACGAUGACGAGCGCCACGGUGAAUGGGUUUCAGUUUUGUGAGAACUGCGAGGCCAUACUCGAUGUGGGCACUUCCCUAAUUGUGGUGCCUGAGCCAGUCCUAGCUGCCAUCAACCAAAUAUUGGGCGUUCUCGACGCAACCCCUUCGAAUGGCGUCUACCAAGUAAAUUGCUCCACGGUCAGCGAGCUGCCGGACGUAGUCCUCACCAUUGCCCGCCGGAAGUUCCCCUUGAAGUUCAGCGACUAUGUGCUGCGUUACGGGAACACUUGCGUCUCGGGAUUCACCAGCAUGAAAGGCAACAACCUGCUGAUUCUGGGCGAGAUCUUCCUGGGCGCCUACUAUACGGUCUACGAUACUGUCUACAAGCUCAUUGGACUGGCACCAGCAGUUCAUUAG
Molecule: messenger RNA, 1251 nt
Organism: Drosophila erecta
Lineage: Eukaryota; Metazoa; Arthropoda; Insecta; Diptera; Drosophilidae
Product: lysosomal aspartic protease
Exons: 1
Coding region: 13-1251 (412 amino acids)
Biological process (GO): proteolysis; cell death
Cellular component (GO): lysosome
Molecular function (GO): aspartic-type endopeptidase activity
Source: RefSeq, a predicted model, not a curated record